Molecule: messenger RNA, 2577 nt
Organism: Pseudocercospora fijiensis CIRAD86
Lineage: Eukaryota; Fungi; Ascomycota; Dothideomycetes; Mycosphaerellales; Mycosphaerellaceae
Exons: 2
Coding region: 1-2577 (858 amino acids)
Biological process (GO): protein phosphorylation
Molecular function (GO): protein kinase activity; ATP binding
Source: RefSeq, a predicted model, not a curated record
AUGCGCGGACGCGGCCGGCUAGUGGGCCUCCAUAUGCAUCUUCAAGCCGCCGCCUCCUGCCAAAUCAACGCCCAGAGUUACACCGCGCCACACCCUGGAUCGAGUCUCUGGACUACUGUACUGUACGGUACUUUGACCGUGCCGGGCCAUGGCAUGGCAUGGGUCGAUCUGCUGCUGCGGGUGCCGAGCGUGUCACAGAGCGCAGCGCCUGAGAAUUGUGGGCUCGACACUGGAUUCCGAGGUGUGACGCUGCACCAAUACAUUUAUUUCUGCACCCGUGUCCUGAGAAGCGCACUGGUGCUGUAUCGGCAAUCCUGGGCGUUGCAUGGCUGCGCUCAGUGGAUCCUUGGCUUUCUGCGACUUCGACUCACUGCCAUGGCCUCGCGAAACUUUGCGCAAGUCGCGCCGACUGCGGCUACGAUUGCUUUGAAUGCCUACAUCUAUGGCUACGGAGGCCACUCACUCGUAACGCCUCACGCGGCUCUGAAACAGCUCUGGUGGACAGAUGCCAGGAUUGAAGCCAAGGUGACACGAGCUUUCGUCGUCUCCAAGCUGCGAGGCGAGGAGCGAGAGUUUCUUGACAAGCCUUUAGCGUUUGGGGAAGGUCUCACAGAUGAUACUUAUAUGGAAUGGAUUCUGGACCGAGCGAAGCGAUUCUUCCUCAUCUUGACCGAAAUUGGCGUGCCUGACCAGAUUUUCGGAUGCAUUGACGACUCUUGGGACGACGACGAUUUGCCUAUCCCGCUCGAGAACGUCCGCAGCCUGGAAUUGUCUUAUGAGAACGACGAAGCACUGAACAAGAAGUUUUACGACAUGCAAUUUGUAUACUUACUGCGAGAACUCAAGGAAGGUUCGCACAUAGACUAUGGACAGAAGGAACACAUACCCAUGGAGCAUGUCAAUACCCUGCCACCGGCUGUCUGUUUGCAGCCUUACGAUCGCGUGCAUUUCCCUAAUCGGCCGGAAGAGGUCUUCAUGCGCAGGAAGUUCAUCUUGAAGGACGCCGAAACUGGCGAGUCGCAUUACGACAAGUACUUGCGUGACAUUCGAAAAGCCCGAGCAUUAUCACAUGAGCACGUGGCGAAUUGUUGGGCAUCAUAUACCAGCGACCAAGCUGGAUUCGUCGUCUCUGAUUUUGUUGCCGAACACACCUUGGGCACAUUCAUCGAACAUCGCACACCCACACAAUUUCUUAGAGUGUCGGCGAGAGAGAGGCCGAUACUACUGUGCGAAUGGAUGCAUUGUCUGGCCGAUGCAGUAGCAUCACUACAUCAUCGAGGCGUAGCACAUACACAGAUACGACCAUCGAAUGUAUGGAUCACCAAGGAGAACAAGAUUGCGUUCGCAGACGUGGGAUCGAUCAGCACUCUCCAACGAGGCAAAAAGUCUCCCAAGACCGAAGCCUACGACUACGCCGCACCAGAAUCGCAUAUUUCCAAGCGACCGGUCACGCUGAAAUCAUCACCACCGCCCAUCAGCAGCAUGAACGCCUUCAGCAAGCUCCGAAAAAUGAGCGCCAUUUCCGUCUCGACCAUCAACAGCAACUCCACGAGCGGCUCCUCAAGUGGCGGCAGCACUCGCAGCAACAGUAUAUGCGGUCAAACGAUCGGAAGUCCGAUAAUACCCACCGCUUCAUCAAACGAAUCAGGCCGAUCAAACAGCCUCACCACCCUCCAGACACCCUCCUCCCCCUCCAUCGACGUCCCUCACUCUCCCCGCUCAACGCGAAACUUCUCCCGCCACAUCCCAUCCCCAACCUCCCAACCCCUACUCAUGCCCUCCUCCCGCCCCACAAUCCUCGACCCGGACACCCUCCGCGACCUCCCCACCUCCAGCCCCGAAAUGAGCGACAUCUGGUCCCUCGCCUGCCUAUACCUCGACAUUUUAACCUUCAUGCUCAAAGGCAAAAUCACCGACUUCAUAAAAUUCCGCUCCUCACGCUCCAGCACCACCGCCACCAGCAGCGACUCCACAACCAAAAAAUCCCAUCGCUCCCGCACCGAUACAUCCUUCCACUCCUCCGACCCGGAAAAACUCUCGGCCUGGAUCCUCAUGCUCGAAGACGAAAGUCUCAAGCAUCCCGGCGAACAAAUCUAUCGCUGCGUCCCCGAUCUUUUGAGAUUGGUGAGGGUGAUGAUGUCGCAGAAUUCUACGCUACGGCCGACGGCUCUUGAGGUCAGGGAUCGGAUUUUGGAGAUUUUGGUGGGGGAGGGGGGUGUGGAGGUUUUGUGUUGUGGGGGGAGGGAGUGGCCGGGUUUUGAUGAUGAGAGUUGUGGGAGUGGGAGUGGGGGGAGGACGAGGAGGAGGAGGAGGGAUAGUCCGCAGGAGGGGUUUGGGGGUGGGAGUGGGAGUGGGAGUGGAGUUUUUGGGGUGAGGAGUCGGAGGAAAGAUGAGAGUGAGAGGUGUGUGAGUCGGUUUGAUGGGGAGAAGGAGAAGGAGAAGGAGAAGGAUGGGAGUGAUGGGAUUAGUGUGGUUUCUAGGACCGAGUCGAGUUUUACUGCGACGAUGGAGAGGAGGAGGAGUUCGGCUACGGCGAAGUUGAGUACUUGGAAGACGAGGUUUUUCAAUUCGGGAUAG